This is a messenger RNA of Alternaria ethzedia, 1776 nucleotides long. RefSeq lists its product as uncharacterized. NCBI's taxonomy places the organism in Eukaryota, Fungi, Ascomycota, Dothideomycetes, Pleosporales, Pleosporaceae. The record is from RefSeq and is a predicted model, not a curated record. The transcript is spliced from 2 exons. Bases 1 to 1776 code for a protein of 591 amino acids. Gene Ontology annotation, molecular function: chitin binding; hydrolase activity, acting on carbon-nitrogen (but not peptide) bonds. Gene Ontology annotation, biological process: carbohydrate metabolic process.
AUGCACUACUCCGCGGCUCUCGCUGCCGUUGCAGCCAUCACUCCUCUCGUCAACGCCCAUGGCGCCGGUCUGCCCAACAUCAUUGGCUUGAACCCAAGGGACCUCCGGGCCCGCGACCUACUUUCUCGCACUGGAGCUCGAUUCACCGGAGUUAACGAGCUUCUGCAACCCAAGACUCAGGUCAAGAACAAGGUCGUGGCCCGUCAGGACGACCGCCAGUGUGGUGCGGGUGUCGGCAACUGCCCCGCUGGCCAGUGCUGCUCAGGUGCUGGCUACUGUGGCACAGAAGAUGACUACUGCUACUCUCCUGGAUGCGAUUACGAGCACGGCUCUGGCUGCCCCGAGAACGCCACCCCAGGUGGCACCAACACCUCUUCCAUCGCCCGUACCAAGGUCGGCAAUGUCGAGUACGGUGGCGCUGGUAUCUACGGCUGCACCACGCCCGGCACAGUUGCCAUCACCUACGACGACGGCCCACAAAAGGUCUUCACCAGCCACAUUCUCGAUGUCAUGGCUUCCUACAACGCCAAGGCUACUUUCUUCAUCACUGGAAACAACAUCAACAAGGGACAGAUUGACAUCACUCCCGAGUUCAGCAGUGUUCUCAAGCGCAUGGACUCUGAGGGCCACCAGCUUGCUUCUCACACCUGGACUCACUUGGACCUGAGCGCCGUUUCCCAGCAGGACCGUUACAACCAGAUGAUCAAGAACGAGAUGGCUCUUCGCAACAUCGUCGGCAAGAUCCCCACCUACAUGCGUCCCCCAUACUCCAGCUGCACUGCUGAGUCAGGAUGCGAGAAGGACAUGGCUGACCUCGGUUACCACGUCACAUACUUCAACCUUGAUACCGAUGAUUACGAACACGACAGCACCACCCUCAUCCAAUACUCCAAGGAUGUUUUCCUGGGCAACGUCACCAGCGGUCCCGCCGCCAGCAACCAGUGGCUCGAGAUUGGUCACGAUAUCCAUGAGCAGACUGCCAUGAACCUGACCGAGUACAUGCUCUCCACCCUCACUCAGCUCGGAUACAAGGCUGUUACUGUUGGUGACUGCCUUGGUGACCCCAAGGAGAACUGGUACCGCACUGCUGGUGGUGCCGGCUCUGGCAACGCGCCCAACCCCGCCACUUCUGCCGGUGCUCCCGCUGCCACUGGAACCAAGCAGGUUACCCCUGAUGCUACUUGCGGUGGUACCAAGGGAUACACCUGCUUGGGAUCUACCUUCGGCAACUGCUGCAGCGCUGCCGGAUACUGCGGUACCACUUCGGCCUACUGCGGAACUGGCUGCCAAUCUGGCUUCGGUAACUGCGGCAGCAACGGUGUUGCCCCUACCACCACCACCACUAAGGCUGCUACUCCUACCAAGGCUACUACCUCCAAGGCUCCCGUCGCCUCUGCUGCUGGCAAGGUCUCCACCGAUGGCUCAUGCGGUGGUGCGUCUGGCUUCACCUGCGCUGGCUCAUCCUUCGGUAACUGCUGCUCCCAGUACGGCUGGUGCGGAAGCACUACUGACCACUGCUCCACUGGCUGCAACUCUGCCUUCGGUACCUGCUCUGGCACUGGAGCGUCCGCCACUAAGCAGGCCGCUACUACUACCAGCAAGGCCGCUGCUGCGCCCACCAAGAAGGCAUCUACUGACGGAUCCUGCGCUGGAACCUCUGGCUUCACAUGCUCUGGCUCCUCUUUCGGAAACUGCUGCUCCCAGUACGGUUGGUGCGGAAGCACCACCGGCCACUGCGGUGCUGGCUGCCAGGGUACUUUCGGUACCUGCAACUAA